AAAAUCCCAGAUUUUGACCACCCCCGUAGGAAGGAAAAGAAACCAUAGAACUAUUCUCUCCAUCUCUAUCUCUCACGCACACAUAGCGGCGAUGGCUUUGAGGUCGAGUGCAUCCAAGCUUAUCACCUCCUCUCAAUCCCUCCUUUCCAACUCCGUGAACAGAGGAAUCCACUCAACUGGUGUAAGAAGAAUGGGUGGACAUGGCCAUGAUGAGCCAUUCUAUCUUCACGCGAAGCACAUGUACAACUUAGACAGGAUGUCUAAUCAGAAGCUGAAGAUGACCCUUGGUGUUUGGUCUGCAGUCGCCAUUGGUGUUAUAGUCCCAGUUUAUGCUGUCGUCUUCCAGCAAAAGAAAACUGCUUCCGGCUAGAUCAUCUUCUUAUUUGUGUCUGCCCCCACAAUAAUGCAUCGGUUUCAUCUCUUGCCCUUGUGAGGACUUAAACCUAUUGUUUUAAAGCUUUGAAUAGCUUCCAUCUUAGCUUAGUUAUACAAUGGUAUUUGCUUUUCCUUUUUUCAACAGCAACAAUGGGCGUUAUGCCUGGUUCUUAAAUAAUAUUUUCUGAAUACGCUCAAAACAACAACUCGAUUGGAGUGUUUUGCUUACCAUGUACUGGAUUUUGUGCAGUUUGAUAUCUUUCUUUCCUAAUGACUUGAUCUCAUAUCUGGAUUUUAUAACA
Molecule: messenger RNA, 677 nt
Organism: Nicotiana attenuata
Lineage: Eukaryota; Viridiplantae; Streptophyta; Magnoliopsida; Solanales; Solanaceae
Exons: 2
Coding region: 92-370 (92 amino acids)
Source: RefSeq, a predicted model, not a curated record